UUACUGCAGGGGGACAAGGGACAGGGAUCAAGGCUGCUGGGUUAUAGCAGAUAGGGGAUGCUAAACAACCAUAUAUAAGCCACGCUGCUGCUCCAUCUGCUAUCAGCGUGGGUGUGUGACCAGAGCUCCACCAUGAAGCAGUACGUGCUGUUGUUGCUGGCGUGUGCGUAUGCCCAUGGGGCACCUGUGGACCCCAUGAAGCCGGGCUCCUGCCAGGACCCCUCCACACAGAGCGCAGCAGAGCUGGCUCUCACCAAGAUCAACCAAGACCGAGAGCAGGGCUACGUCUUCAGCCUGAACCGCCUAAGAAACGUCAACCAGAUGCAGCAUGGGCCCACUGGGGUUGUCUUUUACCUGACACUGGAUGUUCUGGAGACCAAGUGCCAUGUUCUCAGCAAGAGGGACUGGAAGAGCUGUGAAGUCAGACAAACACACGACACACCGGUCUAUGGUCAGUGCAAGGCCACAAUCUACAUUAACAAAGUUCAGAGAGUAGUCCGUCUGUACAGCUACAGCUGCAGUGUGAGACCAGCGCCUAAUUCCAAAAUCAGCCAAAUCUGUCCUGACUGCCCCUCUCAGAUCCCCCAGGAUGAUGAGAGUGUUAUGAAGACAGUGAAGAUGUCUCUAGAGAAAUACAACAGAGAAAGCAAGAACUCAAAUCACUUUGCCCUUUUAAAUGUCACAAGAGCAUCUGCUCAGGGGGGUAUUGCUGUAUUCUAUUUUGUGGAAUUCACCAUUCAGGAAACAGUCUGCUCCAAUAGCACAGAUGUCACUGAAGCAGCCAAAUGUGCACUGAUGGAUUGCGAGUUUGCACACAAAGGCCACUGUACUGGAUCCCACUCUCAGUCACAUGGAAAGGAAUAUAUCACAGUAAACUGCGACAUCUUUGAACCUGAGGAGGCAGAAAAAGAGAAGCAGAGGCAUCUGCUUGGAGGGGAGCAUGGUCACAGUCAUAACGACACCCAUCACCAUGGCCACGCCCAUGACCAUGCCCAUGACCAUGACCACGCCCAUGACCAUGCCCAUGACCACACCCAUGCCCACAACCACACCCAUGACCAUGCACAUGACCAUGCCCACGACCAUGACCAUGACCACACCCAUGACCAUACCCAUGACCAUGCCCAUGACCAUGCCCACGACCAUGACCAUGACCACACCCAUGACCAUACCCAUGACCAUGCACAUGACCAUGCCCAUGACCACACCCAUGCCCACAACCACACCCAUGACCAUGCACAUGACCAUGCCCACGACCAUGACCACACCCAUGACCAUACCCAUGACCAUGCACAUGACCAUGUCCAUGACCACACCCAUGACCAUGACCACACCCAUGACCAUGGCCAUCACCAUGCACACAACCAUGCCCAUGACCACACCCACAAUCAUACUCAUGACCACAGCCAUGACCAUGUCCAUGAGCAUGGAGAUCAUCAUCAUCAUCAUCAUCAUCACCAUCCUGAACAUAGUCAUGGGCAUAACCAGACACAUCAGCAUGAACACGAGCAUGACCAUGAACACAAGCACCAACACCUCCACGUUCAUGAACACCACCACCACCACCAUGACCACCACAGACCCAUCAAGGGCCCAAAAGGGACUGUGCAUUACCUCCCUGACAUAGACCAGCCAGUGAUCAUGCCAUCAUUCCUGAACGAGCCCAGCCAGGCCGUCACUCUGCCUGUCUUUCCUGACAAAGAAGUGCCUGAGGAGAGGGAGCCAAUCAUUCUUCCCUUCCCCAGCACCAUUUCCCCACAGUGCCCUGCAGAGCCUAAGAAUGAGAUGAGCCUCAUCAAGGAGCUGUUUGCUGAUGACCCCCUCUUCAAAAAUUGA
Molecule: messenger RNA, 1836 nt
Organism: Megalops cyprinoides (Indo-Pacific tarpon)
Lineage: Eukaryota; Metazoa; Chordata; Actinopteri; Elopiformes; Megalopidae
Gene: fetub
Product: fetuin B
Exons: 7
Coding region: 133-1836 (567 amino acids)
Biological process (GO): negative regulation of endopeptidase activity
Cellular component (GO): extracellular region
Molecular function (GO): cysteine-type endopeptidase inhibitor activity
Source: RefSeq, a predicted model, not a curated record